AUGACGUCAGCGUUUGAAAACAUAUCCGAUAUAUCCUAUUUCGUUGCUGUAAUUUUCUGCAUCUCCUGUAAUAUUUUACUAUUGUACUUAGUCUACACAAAAAGUCCCCGACACGUUGGAACCUACAAAUAUCUGAUGACUUUUUUUGCUGUUAAUGGAAUUUUACACUCUAUUUUUGAUUUCAUCACAAAACCCAUUUUUUUAAUGCUUGAAGGAAAUGAAAUCCAUGGCAAUAUACUAGUGUAUUUUGUGAGAAAUGAUAGAUUUCCGUCAAAAUGGUGGGCAAUUCUAGCUACAGAAAUUUACGGAUUUUUUUUGGCUGUAAUUUUUGUUAUAUUUGCUGUUCACUUCAUUUUUCGAUAUUGGACAAUUACCAAGAAUCCCAAAAUUCGCUUUUUUGAUUUCCCAUAUUUUGUUUUUUGGAUAAUUGGAAGUUAUUAUUUUGGUUUGGAAUAUUCAUAUAUUCUGCAUGUUGAAUUUUCAGAGAGACCCGAUAAAACCGAAAUUAUAAAACCAAAGAUGCUGUCCGAUUUUGGCUAUUCUAUGGACAAUAUUACUUAUAUGGCAGCUAGAUUUGUCAAAUUUUCGGAGGAACAAAAUCAAUUAAUAAUUGACUGGCGUCAAGUUGGAUUCUACUUCGCCGCUGUGAAAACGAUGAUUCUCAGUUUAAUAAUAUUAACUUUUUGUGGGAUUUCUAUCAUGAAAACCAUACGGAAAGAUUUGGAAAGUUUGCAAUCCAAGGAAAAAAUAAAAUUGGAACUCAAUUUAUUUUUAGCUCUGAUAGUUCAGACCAUAAUUCCAAUAGUCGUGAUAUAUUGCCCAUUCCUCUUGAUGUGGAAUUUCCCUAUCUUUCUCGGAAUAGAAACAGCUCGGUUGACUGGAAUAGGCGUAGCCUUGUAUCCAGGAAUCGACCCAUUGGCUAUAAUGUUUAUUGUUGCUAACUACAGACGUGCUGUUUUAAAUCCCUUCCGACGAAUCGUUCUCAGGCAAAACGUUGUUAGUUAUACAGUGAGAGAUAUUUCAUCAAUGAGCCGGUCUGGUUCAAAAAUUGGACCAACUAAUUGA
This is a messenger RNA of Caenorhabditis briggsae, 1065 nucleotides long. It is a transcript of the gene Cbr-str-77, whose product is annotated as Protein CBR-STR-77. The transcript is spliced from 5 exons. Gene Ontology annotation, molecular function: G protein-coupled olfactory receptor activity. The record is from RefSeq and is a predicted model, not a curated record. NCBI's taxonomy places the organism in Eukaryota, Metazoa, Nematoda, Chromadorea, Rhabditida, Rhabditidae. Gene Ontology annotation, biological process: G protein-coupled receptor signaling pathway; olfactory behavior. Bases 1 to 1065 code for a protein of 354 amino acids.